Molecule: messenger RNA, 1053 nt
Organism: Drosophila subpulchrella
Lineage: Eukaryota; Metazoa; Arthropoda; Insecta; Diptera; Drosophilidae
Product: vegetative cell wall protein gp1-like
Exons: 1
Coding region: 1-1053 (350 amino acids)
Source: RefSeq, a predicted model, not a curated record
AUGGGAUCCCGUAACGCUGCGCCCGCCAACGCCAACCCACUCCCGGAGCGCCACAUAGCCACGUGGCCUCCCACGAAGCCGUCAAGCGCAUACCGCGCCCCGAGCAGCGCCCACAGCAGCGCCCAUAGCAGCGCCCAUCAGCAGCGCCCAACCGCGCCCUCAGCAGCGCCAAACGCGCCGGAUACGUGGUCACCCGCCAUGCUACGAGCGCCACCAGGAGCGCCCAACGAUCAGCACCGCCGCUCACCAGCCGCACUCACCGAGCGCCAUCAGGAGCGCCAAUCAGCCGCGCCCUCAGCAGCGCCAACCGCGCCGGAUACGUGGUCACUAGCCACGCUACGAGCGCCACCAGGAGCGCACAACGAGCGGCCACCGCGCCCUCAGCAGCGUCACCCGCGCCGCCAGCCGCGUUAUCAGCAGCGCAGACCCAGCAGCGUCCCGCGCCGUGCAGUGCCACCCACGUGGCCAUCAGGUGCCCACAGAGCACCACCAGCAGCGCCAACAACAGCGCCGGACACGUGGUCACCAGCCACACAACGAGCGUCACCAGGAGCACGCAACGAGCGGCCCCGCGCCCUCAGCAGCGUUCAGCGCCCAUCGGGCAUCGUCUUUUGCACCAUCAGCAGCGCCCACAGAGCGCCACCAGCAGCGCCAACAACAGCGCCGGACACGUGGUCACCAGCCACACAACGAGCGUCACCAGGAGCACGCAACGAGCGGCCCCGCGCCCUCAGCAGCGUUCAGCGCCCAUCGGGCGGCGUCUUUUGCACCAUCAGCAGCACCCACCGAGCGCCACCAGCAGCGCCCACAGCAGCGCCCAUAGCAGCGCCCAUCAGCAGCGCCCAACCGCGCCCUCAGCAGCGCCAAACGCGCCGGAUACGUGGUCACCCGCCAUGCUACGAGCGCCACCAGGAGCGCCCAACGAUCAGCACCGCCGCUCACCAGCCGCACUCACCGAGCGCCAACGGGAGCGCCAGCCGCAACCACAUCGGUCAGCCAGUGCCGCACGUCAGCAGCAUCUGCCGUGCGCCCAGCGCCCAGUCACGCCACUAG